Neoarthrinium moseri is the source of this 1614-nucleotide messenger RNA. RefSeq lists its product as uncharacterized. The transcript has 5 exons. The record is from RefSeq and is a predicted model, not a curated record. Bases 1 to 1614 code for a protein of 537 amino acids. NCBI's taxonomy places the organism in Eukaryota, Fungi, Ascomycota, Sordariomycetes, Amphisphaeriales, Apiosporaceae.
AUGUCUACCGCUCGAGUCGACCUAUUCUCUAGCCUUGUCCUUUUACCUACAGCAAAUGCCCUCGGCCAUCUCGCACCAGCAAUCGGCGCAAGCUGGGCGGCCAUUGGGAGGCGGAUCUGGGACUAUCCUGUCCUCAUGUUGCUAUUCUCCGUGCACACGCUUCUGGACAGUUGGUUUCACCGGCUUUCCUUCACACUCGAGCUAGUUGAUGCUGAUACUACAGUAGGUUUCGACAAGUACAUAGACGUUCCCUUGGAGAAAAGGCCACGUGCCUUGCUAAGUUCUUUCUGGGCUGGCACUCUCAUACUUUUGAUCGCGUGGUCAUCCUGCCUCUGCGGCUUCCCUACCGCUAUCCGUAUAGUUUGGUACAUAGCCCUGGAGGUCUUCUGGGCCGUACCUCUGAUACCACUCUACACACCUCGGCAUGGAUUUCGCUUCUCGAAACUGAGACAGCUGUUCGGUCCCCUGAAGUCAGUCUUCUGUGGAGUUAUGGCUGGCCUUAUGGACGCCGAGCCAGCGGCAUAUCAUGCCUGUCUCAUCUACGCAAAUGACUGUAGUCCUGAUCACCAGCGCAUGCAAUCUCUUGCUUACAGUAUACUGUACAACUUCAUCCGCGAGUCGUUCUACGAUGCGAGAGACAUCGAUGAAGAUACCGAGGCUAAUGUCACCACCAUGGCUACAUCCCUGGGCAUGUCCAACACUAUUGCAGUUCUCGUGGCUGUGGCCGUGACAAGCGAGGUAUGGAUCAGCGGUGAAAUAACCCUGGAGACUGGCAUCCGAUCUGUCAGCGUCGUUGGCCUGUCCAGUCUGAUUGCUAUCACUCAGACCAGAGAUAAACGAUGGCCGUUUCGGGACAACUUUGCCGAGCUUCUGAUGCUGGAAGCGACCGGUAACUGGGGAUUGGUUGAUCUUCGGAUCCCACCUGGAAAAUGGAAUUAUUUCGGGGGCAAGGCGGUGGUGACCGCGGACCCUUACCCUGAAGACAUUGACACACAAUCGAUCGCAAACACUGUGAUGAGGCCGGUAGACGCUACAGCGCAUGCUGUUCUUGAUGAGAUCCUAGCAAGUGAAAAUGAGGAGGGACUUAUUCCACUAUACUUUCAAAAAGACAGGCCCCGUGUUUGCGUCGAGGUAUGCGCCAACGCAUGUACAUUUUUCUAUACAUAUGGUCGUGGCCAUGAAGUACGAAAAACAUUCGAAUUUGUGCUGGCAACGUUGAGGAACCGAGACUUUGGGCCCAACCGCUACUAUUUCACCCCUGAGCCGCUCAUGUACUACUGCUGUCGUCUGGCUCAUAGCGCAAACACACCGGAGCUGCUCGAAAUGCGGGAUGUCUUGAGAGGGGCUGUUAAAGACCGCAUUGGGAGCAAGACGACCAUUGGCGACGAAGAAGACAAUGCGGCAUGCCUCGCAAUCCGGCUGCUUAUCUGCCAGCGUCUCGGAACACCAAACCCUGUGGACCUAAAAGCGUUGUUAGAACUGCAAGAAGAGGACGGGAGCUUUGGUAUCGGGUGGUAUUACGGCUUUGGCAUGUCGCAAGCGAAGAUCGGGCAUCGAGGAUUAACUGCUGCAUUAUCUGUAAAGGCGAUAAAAGGGGCUGUGUCACAAAUGUAA